Molecule: messenger RNA, 2806 nt
Organism: Bombus pyrosoma
Lineage: Eukaryota; Metazoa; Arthropoda; Insecta; Hymenoptera; Apidae
Product: SH3KBP1-binding protein 1
Exons: 11
Coding region: 153-2282 (709 amino acids)
Biological process (GO): protein homooligomerization
Molecular function (GO): protein binding
Source: RefSeq, a predicted model, not a curated record
AGCGACACUCACUGUGCAACUGUGGAGCUAACCAUAAGUUGAAGUUAUUCUCUUGUUCAUAACCUAUUGAAAGUAGAAUGUAAUUCUUUUUUCGUUUUAGAAAUAUUAAAAUAAGACAUGCAACAUCAAAAUAAAAGUUUGAAUCAUUUAUAAUGAUGGCUGUACCACCUUCUUUUGGACUUAGUGAUAUUGUACAUUUGAACGUUGGUGGAACAAGGUUUUCAACAUCAAAGCAGACGCUAACAUGGGUUCCAGAUUCAUUUUUUACAGCUUUAUUAAGUAACAGAAUUGCCAGUCACAGAGAUGAAAUUGGUGCAUUAUUUAUAGAUAGAGAUCCAAAAUUAUUUUCUAUUAUAUUAAAUUAUCUUCGUACAAAGGAUAUUGAUUUAAAGAAUGUAGAUCUUCGAACAUUGAGACACGAAGCUGAAUAUUAUGGUAUUACUCCAUUGGUUAAGAGAUUAAUGCUAUGCGAAGAUUUAACUCAGUCUUCUUGUGGAGAUGUUUUAUUUUAUGGUUAUUUACCACCACCAAGUAUACCAUUGCAAGAACCUACUACUGUUGCAUCAAAUGUAGGAGAUGUGUCUGUUCAUGGCAGAAGUCCUGCCAAUAAUACGAAUUCCAGAGCGGAUGUACCAUCUACCUCCCAAAUUACAACUCCUGGAACUUCUAAUAGCCACAAUAAUAAUGGACAACAAAACCAUAAAGGAGUACUUAAUAGUCAUAUGCGAAAUUCUUCAUUAGAUUAUAGAAUCCAACAAAAAGGCUUACCACAUUCACGUACAUCAUCUCUAGAUUUAAGACAUGUUAGGAAUAAUUCAGCAGAUUUAAAUAAAUUGUAUAAAAAUGAUAUAAGUUUAGUAUUUGGGCCUCAACAAGUUUCAUCAUGGGUUGAUCCCUUAAGAGUUCAGAUCAUAAAAGCACAUCAUAAUUGGAUUGUAAUUGCUUAUGCUCAUUUUAUAACAUGUUAUCGACUUAAAGACUCAUCUGGUUGGCAACAUGCAUUUACUAGUCCUCACAUUGAAUCAGUAAUUGAAAGAGUGGCAAUAACAUCAAAAUUAAGUACCAGUGGCGAUGUUAAAAUGGUUGCGAUUUCUUAUGGAAAUCAGGUCAGAUUAUGGAGUAUUUCAGCAAAUGGAAUGAAGAAUAUUGGUACAUUUAAUCUAAAUGUUCGUGUGGAAUAUUUAUUUUUUAUUGGGAGCCAAUUAGUUGCUCUAUCUCCUACUGACAAAAUCGGUGUAUGGCAUGCUAUGACACAUCAUUGGCAAAUACAAGAUGUAGUACCUAUUUUGUCAUUUGACACAGCUGGUUCGUUUCUUCUAUUAGGCUGCAACAAUGGAUCUAUUUAUUAUAUUGACAUGGAAAAGUUUCCUUUAAGAAUGAAGGACAAUGACUUACUUGUAACUGAAUUAUACCGCGAUCCAAACUAUGAUCCCAUUACUGCCAUAUCUGUAUAUUUAACACCAAAAACAUCACAAGCUGUCUGUGGUAAUUGGAUUGAAAUUGCAUAUGGUACAAAAUCUGGCAGUGUUCGAGUUAUUGUCCAACAUCCUGAAACUGUUGGACAUGGCCCACAACUGUUUCAAACAUUUACUGUACAUCAAAGUAGUGUAACGAAAGUAACGUUGUCAGAAAAAUAUUUAGUAUCCGUUUGUUCAGAAUAUAACCAUGUUAGAAGUUGGGCGGUAACGAGGUUCCGAGGAAUGAUUUCUACUCAACCUGGUUCAACACCAGAAGCUAGUUUUAAAAUUGUAUCUUUAGAAGCAAUUGAAUCUUGCAUUAGUUAUAAUGCUGGAAAUGACUUUGGACCAUUUGGUGAACAAGAUGAUGAACAAGUCUUUGUUCAAAAAGUUGUACCUGAGACAGAUCAAUUGUUUGUACGCUUAGCGUCAAAUGGAAAGAGAGUCUGUGUAAUCAAAUCAGUAGAUGGUAGUAUUAUAAGCUCCUUUUAUGUGCAUGAAUGUGAAGGAUCCAGCCGUAUGGGUUCAAGACCCAGGCGUUUUAUAUUCACUGGUCAUUCCAAUGGUACCAUUCAAAUGUGGGACCUUACAACAGCUUUAGAACCAUCUUUCUCUUCUACUCAAAAUGUCUCUGGUGGUCCCACACCAGAAGAACUUUGGAAAUUAUUAGAUCAAUGUGAUUUAAGUAACAGCCAUUCCUCGACGCCAUGUAUUAGUCCAUGUCCAUCACUUAUAUCUACAGGUCCAAGUAUAAAAACUAGCAAUGUACUAUUUCUUAAUCAAUCACAAAGUACUGAUGCAACACCUGGACCUAGUCAAGUAUGAAGGUAAUAUAGAAAAAUGUAUUUUAUAGAAACUUUAAGAACUGAUUUUUUAUAUUUAGAAAUGAUUUUCUUUAUUUCGAAUCAUUGACAAAAGAAUAUUUACAAUCACAGUUCCUAAUAUAACAAUUUUAAUAAUUAUAAAUAGAUAUAUUAGUUAAAAUAAGGAACAAUAAUAUGCAUUUUCUUUGCAUCACUUGAAAUUUUACAUUACAUAUUGUUCUUCAAUAAAUGAUCUAAUAUUAUACAAAAUACAAUUUGUAAUUUCGUUCUAAAGUAAUUUAAGGAUUUUACGAUUGUAUAUUUUAUGUUACUAUGUUAUAAAAAGAAUGAAUUCAUUCAUGUUAUAAAUUCAGUUCUUUAAAUAUAUUCAAAGUAUAUCAAAUAUCAAAUUUUAUCAACAAUAAAUUAUAACUAAAAUGUAUGCAUCAAAAUGUACAAGAUCAAAUACACAUUUGUUUUUGAUCACAUUUAUGACAUACACAUGAGUUCUAAAAUGGUUUUCCGAAUAAAAGAAUGUUAUCUCAA